GCACACCGAAGAACGCUGCGAAACUCUGCACGCUCCGCUGUAAAUUUCAGACAUGGAAGAGAGUGUGGGGAUUGUGGUGCAGCAGCAGGAGAAGACAGAAACAGGCAUGCAGGCAGGAAACAAAGAUGUCUGUGUGACAUGUCAGCACCACACCCCCAAGGGUCACGGAACAAUGGCUGUCCCCCCAGCAUUCUCAGACUUGGGAAAAUCUGCUAAAGACAUCUUCAGCAAAGGCUUUGGCUAUGGAGUUCUGAAACUGGAUGUCAAGACCAAGUCUCAGAGUGGUGUUAUGGAGUUCGUCACCUCGGGCUCCAGCAACACAGACACAGGGAAGUCAGGAGGCCACCUGGAGACAAAGUACAAACUGAGCGACCUGGGUCUCACUUUUAACCAGAAAUGGACCACAGACAACACUCUGACCACGGAAAUCACCAUGGAGGACCAGCUGGCUAAAGGGCUGAAGCUUGGAUUGGACUCCUCGUUUGUGCCUAACACCGGCAAGAAGAGUGCCAAACUGAAGACCGGAUACAAGCGGGACUACAUGAACCUGGGAUGUGACCUGGACUUCGACUUGGCCGGUCCCACCGUCCACGCGGCCGCAGUGCUGGGCUUCGAGGGCUGGCUUGUCGGCUACCAGCUGGGCUUCGACACCGCCAAGUCUAAACUGACGAAAAACAACUUCGCCUUUGGAUACAAGGCCGGUGACUUCCAGCUGCACACCCAUGUUAAUGAUAGUACGGAGUUUGGUGGCUCCAUCUACCAGAAGGUGAACGGCAACUUGGAGACAGCUGUGAACCUGGCCUGGACAUCAGGAAGCAACAACACACGCUUUGGGAUUGGAGCCAAAUACCAGCUGGAUAAGGAUGCCUCCGUGUCUGCGAAGGUCAACAACGCCUGCCUCGUUGGAGUUGGAUACACACAGACCCUCAGGCCAGGAGUGAAGCUCACCCUCUCGGCGCUGGUCGACGGGAAGAGCGUGAACGGCGGCGGACACAAAGUCGGCAUGGGAUUCGAGCUGGAGGCGUAAAGAUUUACCAGAGAGCGGAGAGGAACGUUGGAAAAAAAAAAGAAGAAAGAAAACCCAGCCCCAAAUGUGACGACACUGUAGUGGCCCACUCAGCGACCCGUGAACACAUCAUCCCUCUGAGUCCAGCACACAGACAUGCACACGUUCUUUGGCCUUAACCCUGAAACCCUAAAUACCCUCCAAGACCUACAGUACUGUAACUGUCACCCAGUCAUAUAACUUAUUUUUACAUUUUAAAGUAUUUACAACUCUCAACACAAACCGUAGAGCAUAUUUUACCAGAAUACAGCAAAACAAUAUUAACAGAUUAAAGUGCACUUUUUAAGUAGAGCAUUAGUGUUUCGGAUAAAUGUGAGUUUCAGAGGCACGUUUUCAUUUUACCUGUCUGGUUGGUUCCGUUUGGUCGUAAUAGGAUUAUUUUGCUUGUUUUGGAGUGUUGUGGUUUUCGUUGCAUGAUUUCAAGGCUUUUGAGAAAGUGUGUGCAGACAGAAGCAAUAAAGACUGGAGAGAGUUUUGUAAAAGGAAGAUAAAAUCCCAUUCUCAGUCUGAGCAAACUGACUUUCAUUCUUCCUGUUGACCUCAGUCACAAAUCCUCAAUUGCCUGAAUUUCUAUUUUUCUGGCCUUUGUCACCACAUUUCACAACUGUCAACACGUAGGACCUCAAAGUAAUUUUAUUGAAUAAAUUAAAUAAAGGAUAUCAAAUUCACAA
This is a messenger RNA of Fundulus heteroclitus (mummichog), 1737 nucleotides long. It is a transcript of the gene vdac3, whose product is annotated as voltage-dependent anion channel 3. NCBI's taxonomy places the organism in Eukaryota, Metazoa, Chordata, Actinopteri, Cyprinodontiformes, Fundulidae. Gene Ontology annotation, cellular component: mitochondrial outer membrane. Gene Ontology annotation, biological process: monoatomic anion transmembrane transport. The transcript is spliced from 11 exons. The record is from RefSeq and is a predicted model, not a curated record. The coding region runs from base 53 to 1027 and encodes 324 amino acids. Gene Ontology annotation, molecular function: voltage-gated monoatomic anion channel activity.